AUGGCGCGUCCGCUCAAAAAGUGGCUUAUCCGACAUCGGGACAAGCCAUACCCGAGCAAGGCCGAAAAGCUGGCUUUGGCCCUGGGCUCGCACAUGACCCUGGAGCAGGUCUCCAACUGGUUCGCCAACGCCCGGAGGAGGCUGAAGAACACCGUGUUCUUGCCGGGCAUGAAUUGGGGGGAUCGGAUUCGGCGAUACAACAACUUCAUCUCAGGCAACUCGGAGCCGUUGAGCAUCAGUUCGGACGACAGCAUCUGGGACAGCGAGUGCGACUCGCGCAACAAUGAUGAGGACUUCGCGGACGACAAUGGCCGGGACAACCGACAACCAGCUCCGCUGAACCGCUGCCCAAACUCCAGAUCGGACCUGUGCGAGCACAGCUACUCGUCCGCGGCGGUGGAACCGUGGGCGGAAGCGACGUCGGACCGCCAGCUUCCCAAAAACAAACCUGCACCGCUCAAGCGAGGGCACCCCCAGGACGAGAGGCCAGGCCAGCCGGAGUCGAACAACAAGCGAGCGCGCCUGGCAUACGACUCUGACUCGGCCACGGACGAAUCGUCGACGACGACGGCGACGCCGACGCCGGACACGUCUUGCGGUCUCCCCACCGUCACUGGCAUCCGUCGGCGGUCCUCGGACGCCGACGAGUCUCGGCGACCGUACAAGAAGUACAAGACGACCAUGCUGCUCCGCUACAUUGGUGCCGACUUGGGCCAAGAAGAAGAAGAGGAGGUGGAUGGGGAGGGCAGGUUUCGCGGGAAGGAGGUCGACCGCCAGCCAAAGAGCACCAACAGGGCGCCUCGAGACAGCCAGAGGGACAGGCGCAAACCAGAAGCUGUCAAGGAACGUCGUCCUCCAGCAGACGGUGAGGUUCCCUUCGGCGGCAAUCCACGCGUCUUCGCGGAUGUUUGUGCGUAA
Messenger RNA from Ixodes scapularis (black-legged tick), 918 nucleotides. Its product is annotated as iroquois-class homeodomain protein IRX-1. Gene Ontology annotation, molecular function: RNA polymerase II cis-regulatory region sequence-specific DNA binding; DNA-binding transcription factor activity, RNA polymerase II-specific. NCBI's taxonomy places the organism in Eukaryota, Metazoa, Arthropoda, Arachnida, Ixodida, Ixodidae. Bases 1 to 918 code for a protein of 305 amino acids. The transcript is spliced from 4 exons. Gene Ontology annotation, cellular component: nucleus. Gene Ontology annotation, biological process: cell development; regulation of transcription by RNA polymerase II; muscle organ development. The record is from RefSeq and is a predicted model, not a curated record.